AUGGACGCCCAGAUCGAGAAUGCGAUCGAGAUCGCCUGGGACCCUACCUCCGACCAGGCGCUCAAAGGCCAAGCCUUCGAAUUCCUGAACCAACUCCGCACCGAUCCCCAGGCCUGGCAGGUCUGCAUCGCUAUCUUUACCCGAACCCCCCGAACAUCCCCCGUUGUACGGCUGGUCUGCCUCGAAAUAGUCAACCAUGCCGUUUCCUCGCAGAUCCUCGAUGGCCAGGGCCUCGGUUUCCUCAAACAGUCCCUGCUCGAAUACGUCGGGCGAGUUUACAGCGGCGACGCCCAGGAUCAAGUCGACCCGGCACAUCUACAGAACAAACUCACACAAACCUUGACCUAUCUAUUCGUCGGUCUGUACAAGGAAGGUUGGGAGAGCUUCAUCGACGACUUCCUGGCCCUCGCCCAAAAAGAAAACAACCUCCCCGGGGUGGUCAUGUACCUGCGUAUCCUGGGCUCGAUCCACGACGAAAUCGCUGAUCUUAUGCUGAGCCGAUCGGACAACGAGGCGAGGCGCAACAACGACCUCAAGGACUUGAUUCGCGAGCGAGACAUGCAGAAGAUUGCCCAGUCCUGGCAGGAUCUGCUGGCUCGGUACAGCCACCAAAACGACGGCGUGGUCGAGACAACGCUCAAGACCAUCGGGAAAUGGGUGAGCUGGAUUGACAUCCACCUCGUCAUCAACCAGGAAAUGAUCAGCCUGGUGCUGCCACUGGUUGGCAGGACACACGCCGCCGGCAGCGGAGACAAGGUCAGGGACGCGGCCGUGGACACCUUCACCGAGAUUGUGGCCAAGAAGAUGAAGCCCAGCGACAAGGCUGAGAUGAUUACGUUUCUAAACCUCCGUGAGAUCGUCUCUCAGCUUCUGGCGAGCCCGCCCCUCAACGAAUGGAAGGGGACGCCGCGAUACGACACGGACCUCGCCGAAGCUGUGGCCAAGCUGGUCAACACCCUCGUAGCUGAUGUGGUCCGCGUCCUGGAAGAUGGUAAAGUCGACAACGAUACGAGGGGGAAGGCGGAACAGUUGCUCCGCGAUUUCCUGCCGUCCCUUCUGCGUCUCUUCUCGGACGAAUACGACGAAGUCUGCUCGACCGUGAUUCCCUCCCUCACCGACCUCCUAACCUUCCUCCGCAAGGUUGGACAACUGCCGCCCACUUACUCCGAGAUGCUCCCUCCGAUUUUGAACGCGAUCGUUUCGAAAAUGAGGUACGAUGAGACGUCGAACUGGGGCAACGAGGACGAGCAGACGGACGAGGCCGAGUUUCAGGAGCUGCGCAAAAAGCUUCAGAUCCUUCAGAAGAGCGUGGCAUCUGUCGACGAGAAUCUGUGCAUAGAUCUUUUGAGCAAUCUGGUGGCGAAUAUGUUUUCUACUCUUGAACAGCAGGGUUCCCAGAUGGACUGGAGGGAUCUGGAUCUGGCUCUGCACGAAAUCUACCUCUUUGGCGAGUUGGCACUGCCCAACACGGGGCUGGCCCAGAAGAGCCAGCCAAACCCCCUCGCUGCCGAACGACUGGCCGUCAUGAUGAGCAAGAUGGUCGAGUCAGGCAUCGCCAACUAUCACCACCCCGCGAUCCUUCUCCAGUACAUGGAGAUCUGCACCCGCUACUACAGCUUCUUCGAGGACCAGCAGCGCUAUAUCCCGCAGGUGCUCGAGAACUUCGUCCGGUUGGUGCACCACGACCAUGUCCGGAUCCGCACGAGGUCCUGGUACCUCUUCCACCGAUUUGUCAAGACAUUGAGGGCGCAGGUCGGCAACGUGGCCAAGACAGUGAUAGAGUCCAUCAGCGAUCUCUUGCCGAUCAAGGCCGAAGUCCCCGGCAACGACGCCGACGACGAUAUGUCCUCGGAUGAAUCCGAUCACUCGGCCGAUGCCGUUUUCAGCAGCCAGCUCUUCUUGUACGAGGCGAUCGGCUGCAUUUCCUCGACCUCCGCCACCCCGCCAGCCGAUCAGGGCCUGUAUGCGCGAUCGGUCAUGGAGCCGCUCUUUUCUGACAUGAGCGUGCACAUAGAACGUGCAAAAGCUGGCGACCCGCAGGCCGUCCUACAGGUGCACCACAUCAUCAUGGCCCUGGGGACUCUCGCCAAUGGCUUUGCCGACGCCCAUGCCGCUCAGCAAGGCAAGCGGCCACAGCCCCACGAGGCUGUCUCCAACGAGUUCUCGCGGGCCGCGGAAGCGAUUCUCAUCGCGCUAAACGAGCUGAAUGCUAUCGGCGACGUCCGCGCCGCGUGCCGUUCAGCCUUCUCGCGGCUCCUGGGCGUCUUGGGUGCUGCGGUGUUGCCGCAGCUGCCGCAGUGGAUCGAAGGGCUGCUGUCCCGCAGCUCCAGCAACGACGAGAUGGCCAUGUUCCUCCGCCUCUUGGAGCAGGUCGUGUACAACUUCAAGUCCGAGAUCUACAACAUUCUCGACGUUCUCCUGACCCCGCUGCUCCAGAGAGUCUUUAGCGGUCUGUCGGAUCCCAUCAACGGGACAGACGACGAGAUACAGCUGCAGGAACUCCGGCGCGAAUUCGUCUCCUUCGUCCAGGUUAUUCUGCACAACGAGCUCGGCGGGGUUCUCGUUAGCGCCUCCAACCAGGGCACCUUUGAGUCUCUGAUCUCGUCCAUCAUCGACAUCGCAAAGACCCUGACCCACGGCAAUCUCGUGGCCAGCCGCGUUGCCUUCAACGUCCUCAGCCGCAUGGCCUCGCAGUGGGGCGGUCCGGACGUCGCCACGAUCGGCGAGAACCCAAUGACCACAGGGGCGCCAGCGCCGGCCAUCCCCGGGUUCGACCAGUUUAUGAUCGAGCAUUUCCACGGCCUGUGCUGGACGGUGCUGCAGGAUGGCGGGUUCAGGCCAAACACGGACGCGCAGUCGCGCCAGAUCCUAAACGAGAUCGCCGGAAUACAACAGGUCAUCUAUUCCAAGACGGGCGACGCCUUCGUGAACCACCUGCAGGGUGUCACCUUCCCGCAAUUAGGGAUUGAUGGGACUGAGUACCUGCGGUUACUGACCACGUCGCGGGAGAAGAAGCCGGUCGUCACAUGGUUGCUGGGGUUGUUGAAGGGGAGGAGGUAG
This is a messenger RNA of Chaetomium globosum CBS 148.51, 3060 nucleotides long. RefSeq lists its product as uncharacterized. Gene Ontology annotation, molecular function: small GTPase binding; tRNA binding. The transcript is spliced from 3 exons. Gene Ontology annotation, cellular component: nuclear matrix; cytoplasm; nuclear pore. Gene Ontology annotation, biological process: tRNA re-export from nucleus. The record is from RefSeq and is a predicted model, not a curated record. Lineage: Eukaryota; Fungi; Ascomycota; Sordariomycetes; Sordariales; Chaetomiaceae. The coding region runs from base 1 to 3060 and encodes 1019 amino acids.